Messenger RNA from Juglans regia (Persian walnut), 1186 nucleotides. RefSeq names its product NDR1/HIN1-like protein 6. Lineage: Eukaryota; Viridiplantae; Streptophyta; Magnoliopsida; Fagales; Juglandaceae. Bases 177 to 941 code for a protein of 254 amino acids. The record is from RefSeq and is a predicted model, not a curated record. The transcript has a single exon. Gene Ontology annotation, cellular component: plasma membrane.
UGAAAAUGACUUUGUUUAUUAUAAUAAAUUCCCUUAUUAAUAAUACAAGACAGAGGAACGAUGCAUUUCAUUCUUCAUUAGUUAUUCUUGUUCAAUCUCAGUACUCGUGAUCACCAAAGAUUGUUCCUUCUGAUCACUCAACACAAAAUUUGUCGAAUUAAUUAAGCCAUUAAUCAAUGGCCGAUCCUCAGAAAAUCCAUCCUGUCCACGAUGUUGAAGCACCACAUGCAUCGACAGCUCCGUUGGUGCCACGGGGAACGUCCAAAUCCGAUAGAGGCGAUCCGACGGCCUUGGGGCAGCGGUACCCACCAUUCCAGCGUACCAUCCCGGUGACGUACUCCAAACCACCAAAGAAGAGAAGCUGCUGGUGCAAGUGCCUGUGUUGGACAGUAUGCCUCCUAUUGCUCCAACUGAUCAUCAUCGGUAUUAUUGUCGGAAUAAUAUUCCUUGCGUUCCAACCAAAGCUUCCCAAGUACUCUGUGGACAAAAUGCAAAUUACCCAAUUCAAUCUCAGCGGCGAUGAUAGCUUAUAUGCAGCGUUCGAUGUGACGAUCACUGCAAGAAACCCAAACAAGAAGAUCGGGAUAUACUAUGAGGGCGGGAGCAGCAUAGGCGUGUGGUAUACGGACAGAAAGCUAUGCCAAGGGGCUUUGCCAAAGUUCUAUCAGGGCCACCGGAACACGACGGUGCUGAACGUGCCGUUGACGGGACAGACGCAGAACGCGAGUGGGCUGCUGACCACGCUCCAACAGCUGCAGCAAGAGACGGGAAGUAUUCCGCUCACUCUUAGGGUCAAUCAGCCAGUGAGAAUAAAGCUAGGAAAGUUGAAGCUGUUUAAGAUAAAGUUCAGGGUAAGGUGCAGGCUGCAGGUGGAUAGCCUUUCUGCUAAUAAUGCUAUUACUAUUCGGAACAGUAGCUGUAAGUUCAGGCUUAGGCUUUAGAUCAUUCUGACCAUUUGAUUUUCUAUAUAUAUAUAUAUACACACACACUUCUUUCAUUCUUCAUUUUGUUUUAUUUUUUCCCUUUUCCCUAAAAGAAGUGGAGGAUGAUUAUAUACUUAGGUUCUAAUAUUCUCAUACACUUCUAUAUAUAUAUAUAUAUAUAUUUGUCCUGUAAUUCUUUUUUUUUUUUGAGAUUAUACGUCCUGUAUUCUAUCCAUCAGAUCAUUUUACUAUAAUAUUUUCUG